Molecule: messenger RNA, 630 nt
Organism: Rotaria socialis
Lineage: Eukaryota; Metazoa; Rotifera; Eurotatoria; Philodinida; Philodinidae
Source: the annotation of a GenBank genome assembly
AUGUUAUUGCAUCACGAUCAUCCUCAACAUGACAUCAUGAUCUCGUUAAUUCACCAUUAUCUCCUUACAGGAAAAGUUACAGCUGAUCAAGUUAAACAAAGUUUAAUUGAUCAUUGUAAAAAAAAUUAUCAAUUUGAUGUUCAAGUGAUAAACUGUCGUUUAUCUUCUCAUAUUCUCUCUGAUAAUGAAUAUGAUAUUCUUAUUUAUGUAAAAGAUGCUCAUUGGCCAAAAGUUAUUGGAAAUAAAGAUUUUUCUUUUCGUUCAACUCCUGCUAUUCCACCACAAUUAUGUUUAUUAAUUAAAAACGUUGAUUUACGUAUUGAUUUUGAUGAAUUCUGUAAUGAUAUUCAUACUAAUUAUCCUCAUAUUAAAAACAUAAUUCGAAUGAAAAACAAGUUCCAAAAUGAUAUCAAGAUGGUUAAAGUUGAAUUAACUUCUUCAUCUGUCAGAGAUGAAUUAUUAGAUCAAAAGAGAAUUAUUGUUAAUUAUAUUACUUAUGAUAUUAUCGAAUAUUUAGCACCAGCUAAUGUACUAUAUGUUCCAAGUGCAUGGCACUGGGUCAUCUUAAACAGCAACGCACUCAAACUAAAGAAACAUGUCGUACAUGUGGAGAUCAAGUUAAUGAUAUAA